Molecule: messenger RNA, 545 nt
Organism: Anopheles maculipalpis
Lineage: Eukaryota; Metazoa; Arthropoda; Insecta; Diptera; Culicidae
Exons: 2
Coding region: 12-545 (177 amino acids)
Source: RefSeq, a predicted model, not a curated record
ACAACGAAAUCAUGGCCGAAGGAACGUACGAAUAUGAGUGUAUGCGGGCGGAACUGCUCGGGUUGGCCCAUCCCAGUCGGGAGGAGUUCGAGGAGAAGCAGAAGCUCAGACAGGAGACAGAGGUGGAGGAGCAACUCACCGAACAGUUAAAGGAGGUUGACUUGCAGGAAGAGUCCGUACAGGGCACUUCCGGGAAGAUGGACGAGCUGAACAGCAUCCUGACAGCGACCCAGCAAAAAAUUAACAAGUUUAAAGUGGCCUGCGGUAGCUUGACCAGCCUGCUAAAGCUUCGCCCAUCGACACCGAGCAACGAACCGGCCGGUGGAUCCGAGGGUAAAUCCAUCAAUGACGCGCUCGAUACACUCGACACGAUGAAGGAUCUGAACGAUGCGUCUGAUGCGACGGUCACCAAGGCGGCAGCAAAAGAUCUCGGCACGAAGGUAACGUCCCAGCUGGACAAGCUUGAUUCGUUGCUGUACAAGGCCGAUAAUGCCACCUAUUCGAUGAAGCAUCAGACGGAUCAGAUGAAGAAGAUUGCCAAGUAA